Molecule: messenger RNA, 1833 nt
Organism: Cherax quadricarinatus
Lineage: Eukaryota; Metazoa; Arthropoda; Malacostraca; Decapoda; Parastacidae
Source: RefSeq, a predicted model, not a curated record
AGCUUUCAGUGGCCCUGAUAAACCCAACAACAACAACCAAAAAAAAAAAAAAAAAAGGCCAAGAAGAGAGUUUUGGUUGUGUUAAAAUCGUGGUGGGUGAAGCAUCUCAAGCAAGAACGAAGAAGAAAGUCAUUCUCAAAAUGCUAGGAAUGAGUGCACUUAAGUUUCUGGAGGACGUAGGAUGUUGUCGACGGUGUAUCCUGGUCUACCUUGGUGAUCGAUCAGACAUUUUAUAUGCUCAGUUGUCAUUAGUCAAUGAAACUAUUCAAAAAUUUGUUCAGCAGCUUAAUACAGAUGAAGAAGGGGUUGUGGUGUGCAGCCAAGAUUACAGUAGCUCAGAAUAUAAAGAAAAUAAUGACAUUAAGAAAACAAUAGUCAAUGAUCAAAAUGAAGUGUGUACAGACAGUGAUGGAACAGUCAUUUUAUCUAAAAAUGGCAACCUUGAACAUAUUGUCAAGAAGCAAAAGUGUGCAGUCUGUAUAACCUGCAUUGGAUUAUUACAAUGGGGUUGCUCUACUGAUGCUGUCAAGUUGCUGAGUGAGAGUGUAUCACAUGCAGGACAUGAUGCAGCAGGCUUCACUUUAGCAUUGUCAUUUCCAGUCAGCCUGAGCUUGCGAGUUCACUGGAUCUGGGCACUUCUGCUGCAAGCAUAUCCACAAUUCCCAACAAAAGGGCGUGAUGAUCAUGUUGGAACCAUCAAAGAUGUCUGGAAGAAUGUCGUUGGUCCACAAGUUGCAGCAGUGGUUGGGAAAACAUUUAUUGUGGGGCCAUACCAGGACUUUGUACUGAAUGUCACAUCUACUUAUAUUCAUGACUUACAAGACUGUAAAAUAAUGGACCAACUGUGUGGAAAUAUGUUUGCAUCACGUCAAAAGCAACGUAGAAAAUACUCCAAUGGAGUGUAUUCCAAACAGGCAAUAGAUACAGCCAUUAAGAAACUAAGUGACCAAGAAUUUCUUAAGGUAUGUUCAAUCCCUCCUUCAAUACCAGAUGAAGCCAUCUCAUUUUCCAGCCUUCAGUGUCUACAUGCACCAAUAUAUAUGGCUGGUCGAUACAACAAGUACAGCAGAGACUUACCGCAAACACCUUGGUUUGUUGAGGGAGAAAGGAAAUUAGAAUCCAGUGUGCAAGAACUAUUGUGCCAACCUCUCAACAAGGCUGUGUGUGCAGAAGACUUAUCUUUUUCCCUUUCUGCCCAGCAUAAAAUUUUCCUCAUCAGGACGAGAAAUGUUUAUGUUCGGUGCUUGGAAUGGGACCUUUUUGUGAUUGAAUUUAUUAAUCCAUGUCAUACGAAAUUCUCAAGAGAAGACAUAAGUAAGCUGCAAAAUUUAAUCAAUGACCCAAAAUUGAUUCGUCUGAGAGACCUAAAAUUUUUGCAAAGGAAAGAUACAAAAAAUCUAAAGGAAGGUGAAGAGGAGAAGACUAAGGCCUACUGUGCCCUAUGUAUAGCACCAAAAGGCUACAAUCCUGCUGUACUGGAUAGAUUAACAACUAUGCCAGAGCUUACACUACAGCAAAGGACACCACUUCGGGUCCUCCACAGACGUCCUCUUGCGACCAGACCCAGAGUUAUCCACAUCAUGAGAGCCUCACCUAUUGAUGACCAUUUUUUUAAGCUUCACCUAACAACACAAGCUGGAACCUAUAUUAAGGAGUUUGUUCAUGGUGACUUAGGGCGUACAUCCCCUGACCUAGGAUCUAUAUUAGGCCUAAAUGUUGAUAUAGUUGCUUUGGAUGUUGAGAAUGUUGCUCUCGAUUGGCCACCUAAGUGCGAUAAAUGACAACACUCAUAGACAAGAUGGAAUAAAGUGAAAUAACUUUUGUUUUAUUGCA